Molecule: messenger RNA, 426 nt
Organism: Homarus americanus (American lobster)
Lineage: Eukaryota; Metazoa; Arthropoda; Malacostraca; Decapoda; Nephropidae
Product: histidine-rich glycoprotein-like
Exons: 1
Coding region: 1-426 (141 amino acids)
Source: RefSeq, a predicted model, not a curated record
AUGACAGAUUAUGAGUCACAUCACGAUAAUAUGACAGAUUAUGAGUCACAUCACGAUAAUAUAACAGAUUAUGAGUCACAUCACGAUAAUAUGACAGAUUAUGAGUCACAUCACGAUAAUAUGACAGAUUAUGAGUCACAUCACGAUAAUAUGACAGAUUAUGAGUCACAUCACGAUAAUAAGACAGAUUAUGAGUCACAUCACGAUAAUAUAACAGAUUAUGAGUCACAUCACGAUAAUAUGACAGAUUAUGAGUCACAUCACGAUAAUAUGACAGAUUAUGAGUCACAUCACGAUAAUAUGACAGAUUAUGAGUCACAUCACGAUAAUAUGACAGAUUAUGAGUCACAUCACGAUAAUAUGACAGAUUAUGAGUCACAUCACGAUAAUAUGACAGAUUAUGAAGGUCACAUCACGAUAAUAUGA